This is a messenger RNA of Saccoglossus kowalevskii, 1780 nucleotides long. RefSeq lists its product as uncharacterized. The record is from RefSeq and is a predicted model, not a curated record. NCBI's taxonomy places the organism in Eukaryota, Metazoa, Hemichordata, Enteropneusta, Harrimaniidae.
CUUUGGAUGAAUAAAAUAUGAUAUAUUCACACUUACUUCACUCGCUCAUUUUUAACAGCGACGCAAAAUGUCGACGACAGUGACUGGCCCCAAUUCAAUUCAACGAACUAACUACUUUCACUUCGACAAUCAAUGGAGGUCAGAGUGAACUCAAAUUCAUACAGAAGACAGUGAAUAACCUUGACACCACUAACUGGUGACAUUUAUGUUGUACGAGGCUGCACCAAAGCUGUAUCGACAGUACAACUCCAAGUUCCAGUGUCGUGUUGUUGUGCGCGAGGGAACCACCUCAGUUAUUUUUGUUCACCUUUUAACCUUGUCCCAUUCCUAUUGUGUUCAUUUCAAGUAGUUGAUUCCCUAGUCUACCUUUGUAUAAACCAAACAACAUGCCGGCAUAACGUGACACUCCAUGAGUAACCGGUAGCACAGUUUUUUGCUGCGAUAGACCGCUAAACAUGACAGGAAUGAAGCACACAGUAAUUUUGUAUAACCUCGCUUUUCAGAUACAAGAUUCAUAACUCAGUUGUCGAUUGUUUAGAUCUUUACUGCCAUGGCAACAACGAUUAUAUGCCAAUUCUUUAUUAUAGGAAUCCUAAUAAUUAUUUACACCAAUGUCUUAACUUCUGGUCAGUGUGUGACUGGUAUACAACACCUUCGAGUUGGAUCCCCCGGUGAAAUUCUAACUUUGACCUCACCAAAAUAUCCGUCCAAUUAUCCGAGCUUCGCUGAUUGUAAAUGGGUGCUGACAGCGCCACCUGGCGACUACCUUAUUGAACUUAGAAUUCAAUCGUUAGAGAUUGAGAGGACAAUGUCGUGUAUCUAUGACAGCCUCGUUAUUAAUGAUGGUUCGCGUUCGUCAUCCCCGCUUCUUGAAAAACUAUGUGGCGUGAAAUACCCGGAUGUAAUACAGAGUACUGGAAGCAACAUUUAUAUUCACUUCUAUUCCGAUUCAAGUACAGAAAAGUCAGGGUUCGAAAUUGACUACACGAGUAUCAGUAAGAACAGUUCGGAUUCAGUGGACAUUGUACAUAACGAAACAGUCGAUAUCGGCGUUAAGCCAACUCAUCCGUAUCGUCAUACAAAUUCUUACGACGUAGUCACUGCUAAAGAAAGCGAUAAUGCAGACGACGAGGAUGCGUCGUCUUUAUCACCUCUAUACACCAUGCUCGUUGCCAGUGGAGCGUUUGUUGGUCUGAUCUUGUGCUCGUAUUAUUGCUUCAAACACUGUCGCGGUCUUACUAUGAGAUGCAAAAAAAUAAUUGAAGCGUGGAUUUUGCUGCUGAUCGGAAUAUGUUCGUUUUUGAUAAGUUGCUGUGACUGCCGCGACAAUUGGUGUGACAAAGAAGUUAGGGACGUUGGCGACGCCUGUGGGUGCAAAUGUUCAGAUACGUGUUUAGCAAUUGGGGCUCCCGAUAAUGACAACGAUGCUGAAAUCACGGAGCCCGUUACUCUGACAGUUGACAGAGACGUCGGUGUUAAUGUGAGACAUGAAGACGAUCCCCGCGGAGAACUCAGUCCACUCACACCGACAGCACCGCCAAUGGAAAGAGCAUUGAAUUCUGAGAGAAAUCGACAUCAUUCCAAUAUAGAACCCCCUGAUUACGAGCCACCGCCGCCACCUUAUGAGGGAGUUAUCGAAUCACGCAUUGAACAGAUUAAUUCAGGUCAACCAGUGGUGGUCCCCAGUAUUCGACUACACGAUUUGCUUGCACCUCCGCCCUCAUAUGAAGACGUUAUGGAUAACAACACAGGCAGAUCUAAAUAUACCCAUAGAUCAUAG